AUGAGACUGGUCUAUGGAGUCACUGACGUGACCACAGAUAGUGCUGGUAGUAGCAUGUUCACUGCGAUGUUAGACGCUAGCGGAAAACUCGAAUCUCUCACGCCAGCAUCCCCCAUAGAAGAAGAUCAUCCCCACAACCGCCGGGAGAACUCCCACUAUCGCCAUGCGGCAGUCGCCGCACCCCACGCUCCUGCCGUUGUCCGCUCGGGUGGGCGCAUGCACUUCCCCAUCCCCGUCAACAUCUCAAGAAUGCCCCUCGACACACCCACGUACGUACUCGAGGACCAAUUUGAGCCAGUCGUCUACGAAAUCCUCGAAGCCGGCCUCACUUCUGUCAACAAGCCGUUCACAGACCUCUGGCCCUCGGUCUGGGCAGUACCCCGAAGAACCCUGUUCCGACUUCUGAAGAACAUGGAGCUGCUGCAGUGGAGCCUUCCUCACAACUACCGUAUUCUUUUCACCACCUAUAACAUCGAAGAUGUCAGGCAUAAGCUGAGCUGGAGGCACGUGGGCCCGGCGAGCAUCUUGAAUCCAAGCGCUUUGUGCGCCUUAUCCCCCCCGGCACGAACAUAUAUGAAUGGGCACAGAAGGAAGCCGAGACGACCCGCGUCCUGCCACAUCUUCGCCAUCACGUCGGUCCUCCAUGAGCCAAAGCCAAAUGCCUGGGGCCCUGAGGUUCUGCGCGUUGCUGUGUCAGGCAAGGGUGGUACGGUAUACCCAGCCUGGGCACGCGAUACCACUGUCGACGGGCUCUGCAUCAACUAG
Molecule: messenger RNA, 765 nt
Organism: Colletotrichum siamense
Lineage: Eukaryota; Fungi; Ascomycota; Sordariomycetes; Glomerellales; Glomerellaceae
Exons: 3
Coding region: 1-765 (254 amino acids)
Source: RefSeq, a predicted model, not a curated record